Molecule: messenger RNA, 539 nt
Organism: Punica granatum (pomegranate)
Lineage: Eukaryota; Viridiplantae; Streptophyta; Magnoliopsida; Myrtales; Lythraceae
Source: RefSeq, a predicted model, not a curated record
CGUUUGAAAUGGCGAAGGGUCUCAUAUGGGCCACGGUGGAGGAUAUGGCAAGGAACAGGGGACGGGUUCUGUCCCUUUAUCGGCAGAUUCUUCGGAGCCUGAACUCGCCAGACUUGCCCCUCAGUUUUGCUGCAAGGCUAUCGAAGAAGAGCGCGGUUAAAGCAAUGUUCAUGCUUGGUGCGGAAGAGAGAUCUCGCCAUAACAUUGAGGACCUUAUUGAUGCUGGUGAGUACUCCCUCUCUCUAUUGAGAAAAGGAGAAAUCCCCAAGUAUAUUCAAUAGGUACGCAGAAAGUAGUCAGUUCUAUCUCUGUUUGCCCUGUAAUUCAGUGCUUCACCUAUAAGCUGCAUCUCUGUAUAUGGUGUCGAGCUGGCGUUAAGCCUGACAGACUUGCUCGAGUGAAUUUCCUUUGUAAAAGGGCAAAGAAGAGUCCGAUUAGUAAUGAGGAGUAUCUUUGAAAAUAUUGUCCCAAAUGAGGAAUGCCCGUCGCAUGAAUUUAUUUAACUACUUUCUUAUUUGAGUUCUGGAAUUCGUAGGUUA